AUGAUGACCUCUCCUCGGUUCCGCGAUGUCGGCGGUAGCUUCGCAGACCGGCGCGGGCACAACCAUAACCUAUCGUCGGACUCAAGUCAUCACAUCACCGAGACUAUUGGCGGCCUCUACGGCGAUGACGAUGACGACGACGAAUAUGCAAGCAUGAAUAACCACCGGCCCAUGAGCUUCAUCGCAUCCCCUCAUGGCGGAGAACAGAUACCGGGCCACGGUGGCGUGCCCGAAGAUGCCAGUCUCCGGCUCGGCCGGUCCCAGUCAGAUACGGCCGCCGACUACCACAGCCUGCGUGGGUCUCAGACGAAUGGGCACAGUGAUCUGACGUUGUCUUCCAUAUCUCCUUCUCGCAUGCCUAGCCAGCGGAGCAUCUCGUACGACUCGAGUCAAGUGACAUCGCCAAUCUCGCCGUUGUCGCCGACUCUGAAGGAGAUGCAGGAAGCCGAGCAAUUUCCGCUGACCAAUAUUGACAACCCGAGCGAUAUUGCCCAAGAGCUCAGCAACCUGCAGGCGUUGCGGCGCAUGUCUAUGGACGUGUCGAACCACAGUGACCCGGAUCUCUUGCCUUUCCAGGGUGUAUCACUAAUGGCCAUGCCGUCUGUCGCGCCAAAAGGUGACGACGAUGCGGAUCCUUCUCGCUUGCUCUGGGUUCCAGCCGGUGUCCACCCCGAGCUGGCUCCCUCAGAAUUCAAGACCUUUGUCGAGACAAGAGUCAAACGCAUGAAUCGUCGAUCAAGUGAAGCCUCGGGUUCGUCGCUUUCUCCGGAUGGCCUCGGUCGCAGUGAUUCAGGGGGUCUGCGUCGCAAAAAGUCCAUGUUGUCUCGCCAGGUCGAUAACAGUGCGGUUCAAGGGGGCGACAAAUAUGUCGAUGGUGCGGACCGUCUACAGAGGAGCAAUUCUCAAAGCUCUUCCGGCCCAGGCGGCCUCAGCUUGGACGAACUCGUCAACGACCCAACAAGAGCCGUUCAGCGACUCACGCUUGAGUCACAAGCUGCAGACAGCAAUCUGUCGGAUGACAUGCCAAUACUACCUUCUGUUCCCGGAAUGGGGCUUCGUCGCUCGACACGCACGACCUAUCGGAAAGGAGGUAGCCUGAAGAGCCGCGGUGGUUCGGUGCGGUCCGGCGAGAGGUUGUCAUUCUCCACUCGAGUCGCCAGACAGUCUGAAGACCAUAGCGACACCAUGGGCACAGAUGCACCACCAGAAGCACCACCAGGUCACGGUCUGUCUCGUGUCCAAUCGGCGCCUAUUGUGGCCGAUGACCUUUCCCGCCAGCCUAAAUCUGUCCGCAGACAACAGACAUUCUCGCAAGAUAUUACUACGCCUACCACAGACCAGCAUUCGGAACCGGGCUCGCACAGGUGGACAGGAUCUGGAGAAGACCAGAGAACCGCUUCUCCCAUUCCGCAGAUCAUUGAAACGCCAGCGACUGAGGACCCGUCCCACCCAGCCGAUCACAGGGCGUUUCCUGAGAGGUCGUCUUCCCAGCAUGCCGCAUCGCCUGCUGUACCAGCCAUUCCUGAUGAACCUCCUGCGCGGUCCAGCCGACGACCAAAUUAUGGAUCCCAAGCACAAACCCCGUCUCAACAAGUGCAGAGUCGCAACCGCCCGCCCAGUAGCGGGAAUGGUACCCUUGAUGACAUGGCGCACAAUGUGUCGCCUAUCCCUGGCAACAGUUCUACGAGAACGGACAGUUUGACGUUCAUCCCGACGUUUUCGUCCUCAGUGUCGGACGAUCGGAAACCCGAGAAGAAAAGCAAGAAGGACAAGAGCGAUUCGGAGAGCAGCUCCAAAACCUCACCGUGGAAGUGGCUCAAGAGCGACGACAAGGACAAGAAGAAGAAAGACGAGGAUUCGAAAAAGUCGCGAGGAAGGAACUCUUCUGAGAAGCCACAAGACAACGCUCGGCUUGAUGUCCUGCAGACGUCAAUCGAUGGGACUAGGCAGAAGGGCCGCGAUAGCCUUGUCCUGGAUCGUGAUAACGUCGACUCGAAACUGGAUGAGGAGCGGAAGAAGGAAAACAGCCGCAAGCCUGGAGACGGCAAGAAAGAGAAGGAUGGCUUGUUCGCAUCCAUCUUCGGCGGCAAAAAGAAAGGCGACCGGGACUCGUCUCAUCGGAAAUCGCAUGCUCAGCGCCCGCUGUCACCCGAGCCCGCACCGUACCGCCCCAUGAAGCCCGAUGUUGACUACCAUUGGACGAGGUUCCCGAUACUCGAGGAGCGUGCUAUAUACCGAAUGGCACAUAUCAAGCUCGCCAAUCCCCGCCGUGCUCUCUACAGCCAGGUGCUGCUCAGCAACUUUAUGUAUGCAUAUCUUGCCAAAGUCCAGGCCAUGCAUCCUCAGAUGCAGGUUCCUAUCUCGCCACAGCAAAAGCGCCUGCAAGAAGAAGAAAGGCGGCGUAAGGAGCAGGAGCAGCAGUACCUUGAGCAGCAGCAGGCACAGGAGAGCAUGGAUCGCUACAAUUUUGAGUAUCAUCGGACGAACUCGGAUCAGUAUGCCGACCAGAGUCCUCAGACGGGUGAUUACCCCGAAGAUGCUGAGAUAUACGAUUACGAUCAUGGUAGGGAUCAUCAAAAUGAUGCUGCUGCCUACGGAGAUGACAACAAUUACGGACAAGGUGACGGCAAAGACUAUUACGACUACGCGUACCAGGAGCAGGGUCACGGAAAUGGACACGGAAACGGGCACGGGGAUGGCCGUCGCCAUCAAGGAGAGGAAGAGAUGUGGUAA
This is a messenger RNA of Microdochium trichocladiopsis, 2733 nucleotides long. RefSeq lists its product as uncharacterized. Gene Ontology annotation, cellular component: cell septum; cytoplasm. Gene Ontology annotation, biological process: establishment of cell polarity; positive regulation of G2/M transition of mitotic cell cycle. The coding region runs from base 1 to 2733 and encodes 910 amino acids. The record is from RefSeq and is a predicted model, not a curated record. The transcript has 3 exons. NCBI's taxonomy places the organism in Eukaryota, Fungi, Ascomycota, Sordariomycetes, Xylariales, Microdochiaceae.